This is a messenger RNA of Lolium perenne, 2081 nucleotides long. NCBI's taxonomy places the organism in Eukaryota, Viridiplantae, Streptophyta, Magnoliopsida, Poales, Poaceae. The record is from RefSeq and is a predicted model, not a curated record.
UCUCUCGUCUUCCCGAGGCGAGACCAACUCAACAAAAUCAAAAAUUCUAUUGUUCCCGAGACCAACUCAACCAAACCCAAAAAUUCUUUCGUUCCAUCAAUCGAACCCCAACUUCGCCGCCGCCGCCGCCGCUCCCCGCCCCCCACCCGCAAUUCCUCCACGCCGGCCACCGGCCCCGCGCCCGCGCCAAGCCAUAGAGGCGGCUGGCGUCAAGGACCUCCGCCCAAGGAGGGGCCGUCGUACGAAGCGUCUGGAGCUUGGCGCCCCUCUCCCGCCGCCUCCCGCACCGGCGCCUUCGACCUGGGCUCUCCAUGCCUGUCCCUCCUCCGCCUCACUUCCCGCCUCGACCCACCAGCCGUGGAGGCCAUGGCGACGGCCCAAGCAGCAGCAGCAGCAGCGGGAGAUGGACGACCUCCUCCGCUGCGCCCUGGACGUCGACUUCACCCGUCUCCCUUUUAUAACGAUAAGGAGCUCAUGCUUCUAUUGCCCCCCACCGUGUGUGCCAGGCGUCGGAUGCGCCGCUGGUCGGCGCGCACCGAGAUUGCCAUCCCCAUCUCAGACAAAGUGACAAGGAGAGGUGAUUGCGUGCAUGGCCAACAACAGGGGUGUUGCCUCCUAAUACCUUUCACCUCUGCCCUUGCUGCUGUGCGAUGGCAGUAGAGAUGGCCUUCCUCUACGUCUCCUUAGUUUAUGUUGCUGUCAGCCUUGAGGCAGCGGCGAUGAUGGGCGGCAGUGAGUUAAGGGCCGGCGACUUGCUCUGCAUGUAGGAUGUCAGGACAAUGACGGCUGCGGUUGGAAGGUUGUGCAUGCAAGAAUCAAGAACCGGCGACAGGAGGAGCUGUGGUUGGCGUACCUCUACCUUGAGGAGGAAAGAUGAAUCGACCCGGUUCUUGUGCUGCAUCGCAAGUGGUACUGGUGUGGCACCCUUGCUGCCAAGGGUCACCAUCGAUGCCCCGGUCACCGACAGCAACGACGCUGCUUGUGUCACUGGAGAGGAGAAGGCCGUCUUUUCCACCGCUGCCACAUCGUAUCGCUGUUUGAACGGGGAUGACCAUGACAUCGUCAAGAAGCUUUGGAGGAAUGGUGGUACAGGUAGUGGCAGUGAUGGGCGUGAGCGGUUGGUUCAUUACUGCCAACAACUUGCUCUUACUCAGCUCAGACGAUGCUGGGUAGGAGAACGCCUACGGCAAACCACUAGGGCAGAACGUGAUAUCUUAACUACGGUGCUGGAGCAUGUGAAGGUGCAGCUGGCAUCCCAUCCAUGUGAAGAGGGAGGACAUAGACGGGAUGCUGGGCUGGGUGAGGGUGCUCGCCUAGAGUGUCUCGGAAGAAGGCGCCAUGGCCGCCGGAUUGGCAGAUCGGUGCUUCCUGGCAGUGCGGGAGGCGGUGGCCAGGAAGAGGGUUCGGCACGCAUCGGUGUCGAAUGGCCAGUCCUUGCAGGACCAACUCGAUGAGAAGAUUUUCUAAUGUAUUUUCAUGGUAGAUAUUGUUGAGAAAAUUCUGACCAUGGUAGAGGCUGCUGAUGAGAAGACGUUGAUCAUGGUGGAACCUGAUAAUAUCGACACAUGUUUCCAGAGGCUGGCAGUGAGCUAUACUCCUGAUCACCUAGCCGCCGAGCCUCGUUCGAGCAUUGGCGGCCAGAUGAGAUGCUAGAUGGAGCAGUCUGCGGGUUGCCAUGGCGCUCAUGUAGGGGAUGCUCGUUUGGCCAAGCCGGCCAGACUUGCUCUUUAACUUGAUGGAUGUUAUGUGAUGUUGGUCAAGCUAGAUGUGUGUUCAUCGUCAGCUCUCCAUGACUAUUUUUGAUGUAUGGUAUUUUGAGAUGGACAUGGUAGAUAGCUAGCAAUGGUUGGUGUCAUGUUGUGUUCUUGUGGCAACCUCGAGUCAAUACUUGGAUCUGAUCGGUCGAGUGUAGGAAGCUAGCUAGCUUAUGCAUGGUGGGUUGAUACGAAGUGUAUGUGUGGUAGAUUAACACACAUGAAUGCAAAUCACCAGAAUAACAAGCAGGACGUGGUAGCUAACCUGUAUGUUGGCUUGUGUAUUCAUAUAUAUACAGAAAUAAAUCCAGAAUUUCAGUUUGCUGG